CUUCUUCGGCUCAGCGCAAAUCUAGGGGCAUCCAGACGAGUUCCGGUUCGUUCGAUCCUCACAUUUGUUUUUUAGGAGAAUUCAUUUCUCUGGACAUCUGGGAUUGAACUGAAUAAAGCAAAAUGCCGUCGGCUUCCUCUUUUGUGAAUUGUGUGCGCCUGGUGGUGUUCUUUCGUGUGAUACUGUAAUUCUAAGGUGUUAUUUUGAAGUUUUAAUUUAAUUUUGAUUAUAUCUUAAUUUGUGGAAUGCAAGUGUCUAGUUGUUUCAAUUGUUUUGGUGACCCAGAAAUGAGUAAAACAUGGGUUCAGAAUAAAGUUUGUUAAUUUGUGCUUUCUUGGAUCAAAGUUUUAAUUUUGAUCUGUGAGAGGGGAAGUUGAUGAUGUGUCUUUAUUCUUCUUUCAGUCUUGUAUUUGGUGGAUGAUUUUACUAAAGGCAUUCUCAUUGAUGUAGGUGAAAUUUGAUUUGAAAGGAAUUCUUCUUUUUCUAUUUGGUGAGGGUGCAAUUUAUAAUUGGUUGGGGGAUUGAGAAUGUAUGUUGCAGUAACCAUAAAGAGAUAUAGAGCUGUGAAGGAAGUGGGGAAGAUUAAAAUGAGCGUCGGUGUUAUUGCAUACUACCAACCAGUGCAAGUUUGUCAGGCUGAGUAUUUCCGUCAGUUGCUUAAACCUGUUACGUAGUCUAAUCCAAAAAAGCUCUUGGUCGGUAGAAUCUGGUAUUAUCUGUGUGGUGAUUGGUUUGUACGUAAGAAUGCAGUGACAGAAUGGAAUUUUGGACUGUGUAAACUGUUGGUUUGGGAUAGGCAGCUUGUUCUGUGAUGGAAGUCUAGUUUACUAUAUUGUUUUCAUCACAAGCUAUUUGAAGUACAGUUUGAAAUUGGAUAAACCAGUUUUAAAGCUGAAAAGCAAUCUCAGUGAACUUGUUAUUAAGUAGGGUAUUCAAUGCAAAGGGACCGUCAGUCUUAUUCCCAAAAGGGAGUGCCCACAUUUGCAGAUCCAGUGGGCAAUAAUUAUAUGCAUAUUCCUGUUCCAUCUGCUUCUGGUGCAGUUUUUCCUCCGUGUGCAAGGCCUUUGCCUCCACUCUAUGGUGUUGAGUUUCAGCCAUCUGAGGUGUGCCCAACAAAUUUCAUUAUCUUUGAUCAAACCUCUCAUGGAAGCCAAAUCAUGUUUAAUCCUGCUAUCGCACAGAGGUUCAGUUCUUAUGGAUUAAAUUUCUGUGCUAAUUAUGUCCAACACAGUCAGGAGAUAAAAGAUGUCUCUGAUGGAGAAAAAGAAACCUCCUCUUUUCUACAAGAGGAUUCAGAUGAUAUUGAUGCAUUACUCAACUCAGAGGAGGAGGAGGAGGAAGAAGAAGAAGAAUAUAACGAAGAAGAGGUGAGCACAGCACGGACUUGUGGAAAUUAUGGACAAAAGUCAUAUUGUUCAAAAUCUAGGAAGAACAGUUCAUCUUCUACUCUGAGGUCUUAUGAUGGUGACAGCAGGUGUAACAGUGGAAUAAAGCAACAGAAAAUGAAGAAGAUGGUAAAGGUUUUGAGGGGAAUUGUUCCUGGUGGUGAUCAGAUGGAUACUGUUUCUGUUCUCGAUGAAGCUGUUAGGUAUCUCAAGUCUCUCAAGGUUGAAGCACAGAAGCUUGGAGUUGGAAGUUCAAAGAACUAAGUUGAGUGCAUAUGUAUCAUGGUAACAAGACUCCUCUCCUAGAAUUUGAGUUUAUUCUCUACUAGUUUGCCCUCUCAUCACCUUCUGGAUCUUUACCUUUGAGAGAUACCAGGGACAGUUUGUCACGGUUAUGUUGGCAGUUCAAGUUAUAAUGUAUUAUUUCCGUUCGAUGCACUGGUUGUCAAACUUUUGAAGCUCCCACAUUACCCUUGGAUGGAGAGGGCAGAUGUAAUGGGCAAAAUUAGCUAUGGUGGAUCCAAGGAUGGUUACUGUUAACAAUAAAUUCUUGUUGCCACUUUAUCUGUAUUGCAUGUUUGAACUGUUUGAAUGAUAGAAUAUGUACUUGAGUACUUCAACUAUACUUUGAAAGCCUCUGUUCAGCGUGAUUACUACAUUCAAAUGCACUAUCCUCGAGUCUUGAGCAUCAAUUUUUUUUGGGGAUACAUUAGGGCAACCUCCUGAGCAUCAUUUUACGGAUAUAUAAUUUCUUUGAAGCUCUUCUAUUGCCCUCUAGCUUUUUCCCUUUCCUCUUCCUCUGGCAUUGGGUAGUUUUUCUUUGGUGUUGAAUCAUUCUAUGCUUCUUAAGUGCAUUCUUUUUCCUGUUUAUUGUUUCUCUUCAUGGUGGUACUUUAUGUUUUUAUCAAUUUGUUGGAAUCUCAGCAACAUGUCAGCGGCACCAUAUGUAGUUCUGACUCCAAAUUGUAUCUUUAUAAAUGCCUAAAUAUGUA
Rubroshorea leprosula is the source of this 2377-nucleotide messenger RNA. NCBI's taxonomy places the organism in Eukaryota, Viridiplantae, Streptophyta, Magnoliopsida, Malvales, Dipterocarpaceae. The record is from the annotation of a GenBank genome assembly.